Messenger RNA from Naegleria lovaniensis, 1194 nucleotides. RefSeq lists its product as uncharacterized. Gene Ontology annotation, molecular function: protein binding. The transcript has a single exon. Bases 1 to 1194 code for a protein of 397 amino acids. NCBI's taxonomy places the organism in Eukaryota, Heterolobosea, Eutetramitea, Acrasida, Naegleriidae. The record is from RefSeq and is a predicted model, not a curated record.
AUGUCUGAAUCUAUUCAUGCAUCUUUACUUACAAUACAUGAAGAAGAGGAAACACUCCAACCAAUAUCUUCAUCACUCCCAACGCAACAACAUAAUGAUCAUCAUCAGCAGCACCAUGAAGAAGAAAAACAGCAAGACAAGUCCGAUGCUCGUAAUGAUGAUGACAAUUUAAAAAUCUUCUCACAACAAAUCUAUGACUAUAUUUCUCAAAAGAAUUUUAGGCAAGCCUUGGAGGUAUUGAUUCAUUGGAUGAAUUCUGAUCACGCCACUCCCGAUGAUGGUGUGCACAUGAUUGAAUUUUUAAAAAAGAUUUACAAAUUAGGGUUUCAGAGGUUGUCGAAUGUAUUCCGAGAGUUGGAACAAGGUCAAAACGAUUGUAAAAAGUUAAUUCUCGCUGCCAUGUAUUGUGGUAGAUGUGGACAUGAAGUGGAUUAUGAAAAAGCAAUGGCAUUGUUUGAGUCUGAUUCUCUAAAGUAUCAUUACUUUUCUCAGAACAUGUUGGGAAAUAUUUAUUCAAAUGGACCAAAUGGAAUUGAUGUUGACUACCACUUGGCCAAAGAAUAUUAUGAAAUGGCUGCAGCACAAAAUUAUUCCAGUGGUUUCCAUAAUUUGGGAAAUUUAUAUUAUUAUGGAAAUGGUGUGGAACAAAAUUAUACAAAGGCAAAAGAAUAUUUUGAAUUAGCAGCUCAAAAAAAUCAUCACGAUUUUAAAUGCAACAAGUAUUUAGCAUUUGAAAAUCAUUAUUCUGAAGCAUUGUAUGUUCUUGGAACGUUAUACGAAUGGGGAGAUGGUGUUGUACUAGAUACCAAAAAAGCAAUGGAGUAUUACAAGCAGGCAGUGGAGCUUAAUAAUGAAUAUUCUGCCUUUUCCAUUGGGGAAACCUUGGAAAAUUCAAAUGAUUUUGAAGGAGCGGUGAAAUAUUAUACAAUUUCUGCCAAUCUUAACUAUGCUGAAGCACAAUAUCGAUUAGCAGAAAUGUACCAGACUGGUUUGGGUGUGGCUCAAAAUUUAUCCAAAGCUAUUUAUUACUUUGAAUUGGCAGCAGAACAGGAAUACUAUGAUGCAGAGGAACAGGGUGCUGCUUUGAGGUUGCAACGAUUUUAUUUAAAUUUUCACAGCAAGCUGUUUAAAACAUUAGCUUUGGGUCUAUUUUCAGAUGUGAUUGUCGUUGCUGUCCAAGAAUAUGAUGACUAG